AUUUGAUUUGGUCAUAAAAAAAGAUUUGGUUUUUAGAGUAAAAGACAAACAAAUACAUCUCUAUCUCUCUCUUUCACUUCACGUCUACGAGGCAGUGUCGUCGUCGUCGACCUCUGGAUCUCAUCGGGGUUUCAUCAAUCUCCUCCGCUUCAUCCUCCGUCGAUCUAUUCACCGUGUAACGCACGUAGGUGUCUUGAGAUAUCGAUUUGAGAGACUCUACACGGUUAAAUUUACAACGCAUUCUCCGCCAGAAAAAAGAAAAAAAAGGAUCAUCAAUCAUGGCUGCUGUGGAUGUUCAUCGUUUCGCUGAGUCAAUCACUUGCCAUGCUUGGAGUCCUGAUCACUCCAUGGUUGCUCUGUGUCCUAACAAUACUGAAGUUCAUAUCUAUAAAUCAUUAUCUCAAGACCAGUGGGAGAGGUUACAUGUCCUCCAAAAGCAUGACCAAAUUGUUUCUGGAAUAGAUUGGAGCUCAAAGUCCAACAAAAUCGUCACUGUUUCUCAUGACAGGAACUCGUACGUGUGGAGUCUCGAAGCUGGUGAAUGGGUACCAACUCUUGUUAUUCUUAGACUAAAUCGUGCUGCACUUUGUGUCCAAUGGAGUCCAAAAGAGAACAAGUUUGCUGUUGGAAGUGGUGCUAAAACAGUUUGUAUAUGCUAUUAUGAGCAAGAGAAUAACUGGUGGGUCAGUAAACUUAUUCGGAAAAGGCACGAAUCUUCAGUCACAUCUGUUGCUUGGCAUCCUAAUAAUAUUCUUCUGGCAACGACAUCUACAGAUGGAAAAUGUCGGGUAUUUUCAACAUUCAUCAAAGGAGUUGACACAAAGGAUUCAAAAGCAGCCUCACCAGCAGAAACCAAAUUUGGGGAGCAAAUCUUACAGCUUGAUCUCUCAUAUUCUUGGGCGUUUGGUGUGAAAUGGUCUCCUACAGGAAACACCUUAGCUUAUGUAGGUCAUAGCUCCAUGAUAUACUUUGUUGAUGAUGUUGGUCCUUCUCCUUUAGCCCAAAGCGUUGCAUUCCGAGAUUUGCCUCUUCGUGAUGUUCUGUUUAUUUCUGAGAAAAUGGUGAUAGGCGUUGGAUAUGACAGCAACCCAAUGGUAUUUGCCUCAGAUGAUACUGGAAUAUGGAGCUUUAUUAGAUACAUCGGAGAGAAGAAAGCUGCAUCUUCGAAUUCCAGUUACAGUUCGCAGUUUUCCGAAGCAUUUGGGAAAUUCUACGGUAGUCAAUCAAAGUCUGCAACAGCCAACGAUGCAUCUGAAUCACGUGGAGGCGUUCAUGAUAAUUGCAUAAAUUCCAUUGUGUCUCUGAGUAAAGCAGGGAGUCCCAAAGUAAUGCGAUUCAGCACUUCAGGAUUGGAUGGGAAAAUAGCGAUAUGGGAUCUGGAGAACAUGGAACAAGAACUUGGCAAUCAGGUUUAGUAAACCCAAAAAAAAAUAAGCAUAUCUGGAGCGUAAGCAAGGUUUUACUGAAUUUGUAUAUCAGAUUUUUUUUCCAACUUAAAGCCAGCCUUUUUAACCCUUUCCAAUUUCAUAAUUGUUUCACUUUGCAAACUACAACAAUAAAGUUGCAGUGUUAGUAGUUUUGAGCUAUGUUCUUCACCUUUGGAUCUUUGUAAUAUCUUGAAUGCUUUAUGACUUGAUUUAUUAUAGUCGAAAUGUGUAAUACCUGUCUUUAAGUA
Messenger RNA from Camelina sativa (false flax), 1675 nucleotides. Its product is annotated as actin-related protein 2/3 complex subunit 1A. Gene Ontology annotation, cellular component: actin cytoskeleton; Arp2/3 protein complex. Lineage: Eukaryota; Viridiplantae; Streptophyta; Magnoliopsida; Brassicales; Brassicaceae. The record is from RefSeq and is a predicted model, not a curated record. Gene Ontology annotation, molecular function: actin filament binding. Gene Ontology annotation, biological process: Arp2/3 complex-mediated actin nucleation.